Molecule: messenger RNA, 552 nt
Organism: Ostreobium quekettii
Lineage: Eukaryota; Viridiplantae; Chlorophyta; Ulvophyceae; Bryopsidales; Ostreobiaceae
Source: the annotation of a GenBank genome assembly
AUGCGGCCGCCCCAGAAAGUGGACUUCGUGCUCACGGACCUGGACGCCGCCCACGCGGCGGCGUCCGCGCUGAAGGCCGGCGACCGCGUCGCGAUCGCGCCAUCGGAUGACGGCCCCGCGUGCACCACGCCGCGCGGCACGUGCCUGGGUCGCGUGCCGGACGGCGCGCUGGACGAGUUCCAUCCGGGCAUGGCGCUGGAGGCGAGGGUGCAGAGCGUGCGGCGGGCGCAGGGGGGGGCGGGGGUCAGGGAGGUGACCGUGAGGGUGAGGAAGGCCACGGCGGCGGCCGCGAGGCAGGUUGAAGCUGUGGAGGAGCCUGAAGAUGAAGACAACUGGAGGGUAAAGCAGCAGCAGUUCGAGCUGCUGGUUGGCUCGGAGUCGUUGAGGCUGAUGUUGAAGGAUGAGCGGCUCCAAAAUGCCAUCCGUCUUGUGGACACGGCGCCUGAAAGGGAACAGGCUCUCGAUGCCGCCAUGACAGACCCGGCCUUCAGGGAGUUCACAGACAAGUUGCUGGAUGCCAUUCACCCUGGCUGCCCCAGCAAGGGUAGCUGA